CUUAUACAACAAAGAAGCCAUGUUCGGAUUCAUCACCAACCCCUCCUCCAUCACCUUCAACCCCACUACCUCCAAAUACUCCGUCAUCUUCGCCGGAAAAACCAUUGAAACAACCCUAACCGACAAGGCAGCUAUUGCAGACGAAUGGGUACGUGAAAUUCUCUCCAUACAUGCCGGAAAGCCCAUGGUGGUCGGCCUAGACAUCGAGUGGCGGCCUCACCCGAUCCGAUCAAUGAGCAACAAGUCCGCCACGCUCCAACUCUGCAUCGACAACAAGUGCCUGAUUCUUCAGCUGUUCUACAUGGACGAAAUCCCGGAGUCCCUCAAGAGCUUCCUCGCAGACUCCAACUUCACUUAUGUGGGGAUUGAGGUACGUGACGAUAUUGCGAAGCUGAAGAAUGAAUAUGGGCUAGACUGCAGCCGCAGCGCCGACAUUAGGGACCUUGCCAUGCAGCGGUGGCCGGGGAGGUUCCGGCGGCCGGGACUGAAGGACCUGGCAUGGGAAGUAACGAACCUGCCCAUGAAAAAGCCCAAGCAUGUGAGCAUGAGUAACUGGGAGACCAGGGUUCUCAGUGAAAAUCAGAUUGAGUACGCUUGCAUUGAUGCUUAUGCUUCUUACAAGAUUGGCCACAAGCUGAUCAUAGAAAAAUAAGAUGCUUUUCUCUUAGGAAUUGUGUUUGUCUUCCUGCCCUGCAAUAGCUAGGGUUUUGUGUUUGUACUGGGUGGUUACUAGGGUUUUGUGUUGGUAGAAGGUGGCUGUAUUUUCCUUUUCUUUUUUUGGGUUUGCUUGUUGUGGGUUUGUUUUUAAUUUUGUGUAAUGGGUGUAUUAAGAAGUUUUUAAUUUUGUGUUAUGAAGGUAAUGGGUAUAUUAAGAAGUCUUUCUUUGCUUCCUUCU
Molecule: messenger RNA, 895 nt
Organism: Vitis riparia (riverbank grape)
Lineage: Eukaryota; Viridiplantae; Streptophyta; Magnoliopsida; Vitales; Vitaceae
Product: Werner Syndrome-like exonuclease
Exons: 1
Coding region: 20-652 (210 amino acids)
Biological process (GO): nucleobase-containing compound metabolic process
Cellular component (GO): nucleus; cytoplasm
Molecular function (GO): nucleic acid binding; 3'-5' exonuclease activity
Source: RefSeq, a predicted model, not a curated record